Molecule: messenger RNA, 1966 nt
Organism: Trematomus bernacchii (emerald rockcod)
Lineage: Eukaryota; Metazoa; Chordata; Actinopteri; Perciformes; Nototheniidae
Exons: 10
Coding region: 338-1942 (534 amino acids)
Source: RefSeq, a predicted model, not a curated record
AUAGAUGUUAUUGAAGUUUCUUCUUGAUAAUAUCCAACCCUUCUCAAAGACAUGUGGGAUAGCUUGUCUAUUAAACCUUAACAUGGGUAUUGAGUAAAGAAUACCAAAUGUAUUAAAAACACCUUGUCUGUUUUUCAAGGACGACAUGAGCUAAGCAUGCCAGAGUUGGCUUGUGAAGCAUGCGCUGCGACAUGGACGACUGGGGUUGACGACCUUCUUCGGAGUGACUACUGGCCAGCUACCCUUCACUUCGCCACCAUUUAUGCCACAGAUGUUUUCUUCUCAUUUGAAGAAAUGAAAAUGGCUGCACCUGGACUAUCCUUUCAGGCAUUUAAGGAUGCUCGAUCAGCGAACGUUGCGCUUCGGCCGUACUGGGAAGAUCUCAACUGACAGCUUCAUCAAAAGUUUCUUUGAGUGGGAGGCUGUGCGUUAUGAGGUCGACAUCAUGUGCAAGGAGGAGCCCUUCACCUGUCCUGCGUGUAGCCCUGAUAUGCUUGCAGUUUCCGUGGAUGGAAACCGCAAGCAUUACCGUUUCAAGAAUGCAGCUAGAUCUGAGGAACAGGCCAUCUUUGACGGUGUCUUUAUAGCCAGGGAUGAAGACGUCUCAAGAUUUGUGGACUAUAUACACACCACAACCAAACAUGUCUCCGGAAGAGGUGUUUGUGGAGGACAGUGGUCGGCAGCCAGAGAGACCUCCCAAAAAUCAGCCGGCAAGCUGGAUGAGGAGGGACUAGAGCUUGCCGUCUGUCGACAUGGAGUGCUCCUCUGUGCUCUCAAUAUGUACAGGGGAGAAAUCUUUGCUUAUCCCCUGUACCUACAGAAAAAGCUGGCCAGUAGUAUGUUCUUUUGCAUGGAUGUGACCUGCAAAUAUUGGCCCUACCUCCAGAGAAUCACAAAAAGCUGUCCAGAGCUCCAGCAUCUUCUCGACAUGAAGCCCUUUCUCUCAGUGUUUCAUGCCAAAGUGCAUGACUUCAAAUGUGAAGUGAAAUGGAGUGGGGCAUAUCAAGAGGGGGCUGGACUAACCCUAGGGGAGGAGGUGGAACAGGUCAAUGCCUUCCUCUCUCGGAUAGCAGUGACCACAAAACACAUGUCAAAAGCAGGACGUACAGACAUGCUGACGCUGAUGGCCAUGCGCUGGAAUCAGCAAAAAGUCAGCAACUUGGCCACCUCACUGUCCCGCAGAUAUCUGAAGACCACAAAAGCUCUGGAAAAGCAAUUGCAGAACCUGGAGUCCAUGAACGCUGAGUUGGCAGUGACUGAAAAGCAGCUGGAAGACUGGAUCAGAGAUGUGAAUGAGUGGGCAGAAACAACAACAAACAACCCAAGGGAUGCUGCUGCCUUGGCCAGCAAGAUCGAAAUGCUGACAGUAAGUGUCAAGAGAUGUUCGCAGCGUCUCUACAAAGACACAGACAGCAACAAAGGUCGUUCCCGGAUCCGCCGCAAGAUCAGGGAUGAGAAAGGGGUCCUGACAGCCACAGUUGAGAAAUACAACUCAAUGGUUCCAAGCACAGAAGCGCUGUGCCUCGAAGCCAUUCUGUCUGUGGAGAAAGCUUGGCCAUGGCAGCUACCAAACAGUGACUCUUUCGACCUCAGGACAAAGAGAAGAGCAUUCGACCUUGUCAUGGCAGUGAAGAGACUACAGGAGGAGAAGAAGAUUCUCGUCACAGAAAUGAACCAACACUGGAAGGUCCUUUCAACCCGCAGUGAUUCCCUGAAAAAGAUGUCCUGCCUGCAAAAUUCACCAUUGGGCCUGAGCGAAGACGGGAUGAAAGGUCUCCAGAGCAUGUUUAGGAAAAAGCAGCACGACAUCGGAGAAAUGAAGACUCAUGCUAGACGAUGCUAUCUGCAGCUUUUGACUGGAGCAGAGACCAUCAGCUUCUUGCAAAGUCUUUCAGAUGAGUCUUCUGACUGCGACUCUGACAGCUCUGAUGACACACGGUGAAGCCCCCUCCAGACUACCUUCUAU